Camponotus floridanus (Florida carpenter ant) is the source of this 725-nucleotide messenger RNA. Its product is annotated as NADH dehydrogenase [ubiquinone] 1 alpha subcomplex assembly factor 2. Lineage: Eukaryota; Metazoa; Arthropoda; Insecta; Hymenoptera; Formicidae. The record is from RefSeq and is a predicted model, not a curated record. Bases 204 to 671 code for a protein of 155 amino acids. The transcript is spliced from 2 exons. Gene Ontology annotation, cellular component: membrane. Gene Ontology annotation, biological process: mitochondrial respiratory chain complex I assembly.
ACAAAGGGAUGGCUCAUUCCAAUUUCCAAUAUGUGUAGAGUUCAGUGUGUUUGCGUACAUCAAAUGAACGAUGAGAGAUGAAAUUUGGUGAAAUCUACAUUGAUCAUAAAUUAUAUAUGAAAUUAUAAUUCGUUCAAAAUAACUGUUGUCAUUUAUCGUGCGUCCGAAAUUACUCUUAAAUAAUAUUGUUUUGAGUAUAUAACAUGGCUAGAGAACGCGGAAUCUUUAAAAUGAUUUGGAAUAAUUUUAUAUCUUCGCUAAAGCCUCAAUUUGCUCGUCGUAAGUUGAUGGGCGAAGAUUACUAUGGCACAAAAUAUUACGAGGAAGAUAUUCGCAAUUCCAGACGAUCGAGAGCCCCUCGAUAUUUUGUACCGGUAAACAAAGACAACUUUGAGCAAGAACUGCCCGCUGAAUGGGAAUCUUGGUUGAGAUAUCGUAGGAAGGAUCCACCUACGCGAGAAGAAGUUGAAGCAAGUUAUCGAUUAGCGAUGACCAAGAAAGAGAACGCCGCGAAGCUCUUAGAAGAAAACUAUUCUAAGAAGGAAGCUUCUAAAGAUCUUCCUGCUCAACCAUCUGCUUCUCAGCCUGCUAAUUCAGGAAACUUUCCAGCUUACGAAGAAUAUAAGGAUCUUGGUAAAAAUUAUUCACCAAAAGAUCCAUAUAAGUAUUGAAAAAACUAAGAUGUAGGAACAAUUUUAGAAUAAAACUAAACUAUUAUAUAUUUA